AGCCACAACGAACACCAACUGGUUAUCGCAUUGAGCCUACCCGUUUGGUUGAAUGUCUGCAUUACCUUUACUAUUGGCUUCCUAAGGAACAGAGGUGGCACCUUUAUGGUGAUGGGAGGAAGUAUGGGGAAAAAGUAUGGCAAGAAAGACACUGUGAUGAUGGCUAUCAGCAAUGUGAACAAUGAGCAGAAGUUAAAUGGAGUGAAAUUUCAUAGCCCAAAAGAAAUGUGGCCUGUUCACAUUUUUCAUCACAAGGACAGCCGUCGAACUCUUGAGCUUAACAUUGGAGAUGGUCAUGGUGGACCAGGUAUAUGCACACUUACAUGUUAAACUUUUAUAAUCUAAUAUUACCUUUUGAUAAAUUGACCAAAUCGCCUAAAAUUUCCUAAAAUUGAAAUGAAAUACUCAUAAGCCGAUCAUUUGAACAGUUCAAAAAAAUAACAUGGUUCAACAAAAUUGAUUUCAGUUUUGUAUCUUUUUGUGGUGCUUGAAAACACUCUGAAAUGGUACAAGAGGAAUUGCAACAUCUAUAAGGAUAAUUAGUGUUAUUAUAGAUCAUUUUCCAUUAAUACAGUAGGAUACUUAAAUGAAUGGAUUAAAGACAGUCAGAACCUGGGCCGCCAGGUGUUCCUUGGUGCAGACUCUAAGUUCUUGGAUGCUGUUGCUAAUCCAGAGCUCAGCCCACUCUCCCAAGACAAGUGGAACCUAUGGAUGCAGUGCUCAGCAUCAGAAAAGGGAAAAGUAGAACCAUCCACAGGACUGAGAACAAACCUCAACCUUUCAUUUGACCAUCCUCUUCCCAAGUCGCUGCUUCCUGCCCUCACUGGUGAUCAUAUCCUUAUGUGUAUUGACCAUGGCUUCACCAGAGUUACAGAAAAUCUAAUAAUGAAGGUUGUCCGGACAUGUCUUGAUCUGGAGUCAAGGUUGGUGUAUUAG
Molecule: messenger RNA, 936 nt
Organism: Pocillopora meandrina
Lineage: Eukaryota; Metazoa; Cnidaria; Anthozoa; Scleractinia; Pocilloporidae
Source: the annotation of a GenBank genome assembly